Molecule: messenger RNA, 901 nt
Organism: Glycine soja
Lineage: Eukaryota; Viridiplantae; Streptophyta; Magnoliopsida; Fabales; Fabaceae
Exons: 2
Coding region: 93-614 (173 amino acids)
Source: RefSeq, a predicted model, not a curated record
UCCACCCUCAUCAAAAGAAAAGAAACUCCCCUUAAAGCUUAAACCCCCUCAUGUUCUUUUUUCUCUUUUUGGUCUAAGCAAACCACCCCACCAUGGCAGCAAGAGCAACAGCAAUCUUUAACACUCCCUCCUCCUCCUCCUUCUUCACAUUCACACUCUUUCUCUCUCUCUCUCUCCUCCUCCAACUUUCUCUCUCCUCCCCCUCUCCCUCCAUCCACGACCUUCUCCGCUCCAAAGGCUUGCCCCCCGGCCUCCUCCCAGAGGAGGUGAAAUCCUACAGCUUCUCCGAAACCGGCCACUUGGAAGUCUUCCUUGACGCGCCGUGCCUGACCAAAUACGAGAACAGAGUCCUCUUCGAGCAAGUCGUCACCGCCAACCUCACCUAUGGAAGCCUCAUAGGAGUGGAGGGUCUCCAGCAAGAGGAGCUCUUCGUGUGGCUACCCGUCAAGGACAUAAUCGUAAAUGACCCCUCCUCGGGGUUGAUACUGUUUGACAUUGGCCUCGCCCACAAACAGCUCUCGCUCUCCCUCUUUGAAGAUCCGCCUCACUGCAAACAUGAAGGUGGGUUGAGGAAUCAUGUGAGGAAGGAAAAAGGUUUCGAGGCCCUGAGGUAGAAAAAGAUGCCACCCUGUUUUUUACAUGCUUCACUUGUUGUCUUUUUCUUUGGUCAUGUUUAUAUAAAUUUUAGCCUUGCAAUAUUAUUGCAACUAUAUAGUAGUCAUAUGAAUUAAUGAAAGUAGGUGCUUGUAGCGUAGAGGUUGAGCAUUGUAAAAAUGUGAGGAGAGAGAGGGAAAAAAAAAAGGAAAAAAACUAUGGAAUCUGAUGAUGUCGUAAUCAAAUUUACAAGUUGUAAUCUUCUAACUUUUGUUCAUUAUGUUGUUUCUGUUUUGAGAUAAAAAGA